GGUCACUCAGAGUCCCUGCCCCCUGUUUUACCUUUAACUUUUUAUUAUAGUAUGACAUCAGGCGGGGCGCUGCAACACUUAAGUUCCAGAGACGGACCCUAACAUCAUCUGCGAGCGUGUUAUUGGUCCGACGCGUAAAUAACCGGGGAAAUUCGUGGAGGAAAAGUCUAAGGAUAUAUGUAUUUUUCUAAGAACGAAGUUGUACAGGAGGAGGUGAGAAGGGCAGCGGCAGAGUGUAAGAGACAUAGAGGGAGAGAGGCAGGGCGAGAGAGAGCGAGUAAAAAAGAAACUCAUCGCAAUUAAUAAAGUGUUGGCAGUGGUGUCUGGAAAACUGGCCUGUUUUUUUUUUUUGGAGGCUGGCAGUUCAAAGUUGAAACGUCAGAAAUGACUCCAGCAGACCGCUGAGAUGAUCAUCAAGGGAGGUAUAGAUCGCAUGGCUGAAGAGUCCGGGCGUCCAGGUGGAGGUCUGAAGAAGAUGCUGGAUGCCAUGGAAGCCCCCAGUCAUGCCCGUCACCUCCUCCUGCAGCUCAACACGCAGCGCACCAAGGGCUUCCUGUGUGACGUCAUCAUCGUGGUGCAGAACGCCCUCUUCCGCGCCCACAAGAACAUCCUGGCCGCCAGCAGCCUCUACCUGAAGUCCCUUGUCGUCCACGACAACCUCAUCAACUUGGACCACGAGAUGGUGAGCCCGGGGGUCUUCCGGGUCAUCCUGGACUACAUCUACACCGGUCACCUGGGCGAAGAUGAGGCCAGGUCCGGUUCCGGCACCGAGCCCAGCCUGACGGCAGUGCUGGCUGCUGCAAGCUACCUGCAGCUCCUGGACCUGGUGGCACUGUGCAGGAAGAGGCUGAAGCACAACGGGAAGUGCCACCUGCUUCCCACAAGUGAUGCUGCCCCCUAUGGGAGGCUUAGGGGAACAGGCCGAUGCGGGGAGUCUACGCCUGUCAUCCAGUCCUGUUUCCCCGGUGGUAUGACUAAUAGCCGGAGCUCCCGUGGGCACCCGCCAGAGGAGUUGGUUGCCCAUCCUCUGGUCCCGCAGCAGGGGGAGCUUUAUGCACCAGCCCCCUCCUCCCCGAGCCAGCAGGUCUUCCCUGGCACUCCUCCAGGCCUUCAACCCCAGGCUAGCAUGCACACCCCCAGGCCCGAGAGGGUUCCGUCCCCCUAUUUCGGACUGGACUUAUCCAAGAAGAGCCCUGAAUCGCAGUCCCAGCAGACACCCUCCCAUCCUGGUCUGUCCCUCACCCACCUGGGGGCCGAGGUUAACGGGGGCCUAGGUCAUGCAGGCAGAGACUCUGUUGAUAUGGAGACUGAGGAAAGGGUGGGCUCCUUCUCCCCCAAAUCAUCCCACCCUCACCUGGGCCAGGAGUUGCUGGCCCACCUUCCUCACCUUUACCGGCCACACUCCCUUGGACAGGAAGUGUACUCCAUCCUGCCCGGCGCUGGACCUGAUGCACCUGAGGAUGGGGAGGGCCUGAGGGGCCUGUACCGCUGGGUGAAGCGUGAACCUGCCUCAUAUUCCAUGGAGGACGAAGAGGAUGAGGAAGAGGACGAGGAGGAGGAAGAGGACGAUGAGGAUGAGGAUGAGGAAGAGCGAGGUCAGGAAGGGGCACGGCGGCGGCGGCGGCGCAAACGAGGCGGGGAGAAGCUGGGCGUCAGUGGAGAGGAUGAGAGGAGCGGCUCGGCCAGUGAGGAGACGGGCAGCAGUGAGGACCGGCCAUCACCCCCGGCAACACUGGAGCGCUUCCGGCUGGCCUGUGAGCCUCAGAGCUUUGGCGACAACCUCUAUGUGUGCAUCCCCUGCGACAAGGGCUUCCCCAGUUCUGAGCAGCUUAACGCCCAUGUGGAGGCGCAUGCUGAGGAUGUCAACGGCACGGAGCCGCCAUUUGGGCAGCCGCUGGUGGAGCCGGGCCAUGAUGAAGGCGAGGUGAAUGGGCCUGGGGAGGUUGGCCCGGUGUACUCAGGUAGCAAGCGAGUUCUGGCCGGGCCAGGGGAGACAGUGCGGCCGUACCGCUGCGCUUCCUGCAGCAAGUCAUACAAGGACCCAGCGACGCUGCGGCAGCAUGAGAAGACGCACUGGCUGACGAGGCCGUACCCCUGCAGCAUUUGCGGCAAGAAGUUCACGCAGCGCGGCACCAUGACGCGCCACAUGCGCAGCCACCUGGGUCUCAAGCCGUUUGCCUGCGACGCCUGCGGCAUGCGCUUCACGCGCCAGUACCGUCUGACGGAGCACAUGCGCAUCCACUCGGGCGAGAAGCCCUACGAGUGCCAGGUGUGCGGUGGCCGCUUCGCCCAGCAGCGCAACCUCAUCAGCCACAUGAAGAUGCACGGCGUGGCAGCCGCGCCCCCCCGUGCCGACCUAUCGGAGGGUGUGCACCCACUGAGCCGCUACGCCGCCGAGCGCCUGGGCCUCACCUCUGACCGCGCAGCUGAGCUACUGUCCCAGGCCUCCCAGCGCUUACUGGCCGACCCCAAGGCCUCUGAGGGCCUUUACCCGCUCUCCAAGCUGGCUGCCCAACACCUGGGGCUCCUCCACGACAAGAUGGAGGCCCUCCGGCUGCCGGCACUGGGACCUCCAGCUCCACCCCCUGCCCCUGAGCCACGCGCCAUUGGUCGGUACUCCCCCAGCUAAGUGGUGGGGUCCCAUGACUCUUGAGUGUAGGACCCGCCUCUGGGGGGCAGGACAGGGAGCCUCCCAGCAUUGUUUCCAUUUUCUUAAAGACCAGACAAACGAAAGACCAGAAGAAAACAACCUGAGUGCCUUAGCAUCAAACACCAGUCAUUCCUUGAACGUUUGAACAACGUUUUCCAGGGACCAUCAAUGCACACACCAGCUAUUGAGCCAAAAAAUAAACGAGCCAAAUACAUAAACAGAAGAGGGACCAAAUGUUGGAGAUCAAAGCUCCAAAUGGAAUCACGACGGCGGUAAUGGCCGUGGCCUGAAGUUGUUUAACAUGUGACAUCACAGCGACAUCACAAUUAUGUCAUGUUGAGGUUUGGUGACAUCACUUUGUCAUGUUAUGCCGUCGCAUGUAUAUGUUGUUUGCGGUAGCGGUAAUCCUGAGCUUUCCGGUGCCCCCAGCUUUAAUACCUGGGAAUUACGUCUGUGGUACUCUGGUUAGGGUGGGUGGGGUAGGAGUGGAGGCAUUUCCUAGCGGAGUGUACGUGUAGCGUCGCUCGUGAAUUGGUGGCGGCACCCAGCCCCUCUCACCUCAGUUCCCUCCUGUAUUGUCCCGUCCGGCCCUUCUUAUAAAGCACUUUGUUUACAGGAACCAGUUGACCGGAUGGGUUCUGCAGCACAAUCAGUACCCCCCCCCCCCCCAUCUCCAACUGGUGCGUAAUUCAUAAAAAAAUUAGAUCUCACGACACUUUACACCCCCUCCCCCUGGUCACUUUAAGUUCCCCAGCCAGGCCAGUCGCCUGCCUGCACUAGAACUGUAACCACUAUAGCCAGUAAAGUACUGUGAUAAGCCUGCCUCCCGCCCUAACAGCUGUGGAGCUGGACAUGAAACAGGCGCGAAAGAACAGGAAUCAAAAUCCAAAAAGUAACAGGAGAAACAAGAAACAGGAUUAAAUACGAGGAUGAAAAACAGAGGGAAACGCAGGAGGCCGAAGCCAAAGGAGACAACGUGCAUCCAAGAAAAGAAACAGACAGUGUGUGUUUGCUUGAGGGCCCAUUGGAGCCCCUCUCAUCCGCUUUCCGUAGCAUUCCAGCGUGCCUUCUCACCACAGUGGCUUCUGCUGAACAUUCUGCGCCCAGGGUUAGUUCCCGAGAUUUCGGGUUCACCGUCCCUGCAGGUGACGUCCAUUAACGGUCCGCGGGCAUCCGUCUCUGCUUUCUGUUAAGCGUGGUAUUGUCCGAAUUAUAAUCCCUAUUUUUAAAGCAACAUUUCCUGCAAGAUGCUGAGUUUAAUUAUCUUGUUAUAUUCAUUUGUUACAUUUAUAUUUAAACCUUUUAUACCCCUUGUUGUCAAUCAUUUGAAGGAGCCUGAAACUUCUUAAAAGUCUGUUACAAUAUAACAUUAGCGAGAUGUAUUGCGAUAUGUGCAUUAUAUGUUUUUUCUUUACAUAUACUGUAUAACAUUUAAAAUAAUGCCUUUUAUUUUGUGAGUGCAUUUUUUUAUUAUGGUAUUUUAAAUAUAUUUUGUAAAAUGCUGUUAUGUGGGAAACAUUUUGUUAAUGCUAUUUUUGGUUGUGACAAUGAGAAUUUGUGGGUCACAUGACUGUGACGUGACAUCGGAGGAGAUAAAUGUGUGACUAUAAGGUGACUAACUCCUUCUCCUCAGGACCUGUGAAUGUCUCAUUAGGUCUCUGUUUAAGAUCAGCUAAUAACCUGUGGGAUGGCCUCAAGAGGCUCUUGAGCACCUCCUGGAGACGGACGCCUGAACCCAUCUAUGCGUUAAAACAUUUAGUCAGAUUUUCUGAUACUACAACCAAUGCAGUGGAGCUCUGUUACAUUACGGCCCCUGAAUGGUGGACAAGGGUCGUUUGCUGCAGAAAAACAGAUUUGCACAUCAUUUACACAAAAAUCUACUUGCUGCAAAUGUUCGUUUUUGAAAGAAGUCGUUAUCAUGGACUGUUCCGUAUUAUGGGUUUGCCAUCAUGUUUCAUCCUGAGUUUGAGAAGCAGACUGGAAUGCAUAGCUAAAGUAAUCACGGAUUCCAGCCUCCGUCUAUCAGGAAAUGCUGGGGUUGAAUUAUGAGUUUUCGAGGAGGCGUUUUAGGGUUGGGUUUGCAGUUUGGAUGGAGUUCUGGGUGCGGCGAUAUCGAGUUCUUGAGCUUUUGAGAAGGUCCAUGUGGUGGUUAUGGGACCAUAUGGCACCCAGAGGAGCUCCAAGCGUCCAGGAGAUCAGCGGCAGGGACCCUGAGCAGACACCCUCCCCCUCCCUCAAUCCCAUGACCAUUUGUUCACCCCCUUGCCUGUCCAGCCAAACGCCGCAGGAAAAUCAAACGGAGAAUGUUUCCAUUGCUACUGAGGGUCCCUGGAGGGGGGGGUGACGGAGCGAGAGAGGAAGAGCAGAAGGCAGAGGCUUUGAGCUUGUUCUGUGUUGACUUUGGUGGCUUCUGGGAGUGUCCGUAAGCCAGAGUUCGCUUUGGGGACUGGGGAAGCAGGCGUUCGAGGCUAGGGGGGGCAGUCAGUGGCUGUGAGGAGAGCUCAGUGUGUGAGAAAAUGACUGAACCCUUAGCAAUGUGUGUGAAAAAGCAACAGCAAGUGUAUGUUUAGGGAAUAGGGUGUGUGUGUGUGUCUGUAUGUGUUGGACUGAGAGGGUAAGAGAGUGUGGGACGAUAUUUUCUGGCUCAGCAACAGUCUUGGACAGGAUGUGCUGUGUGUGUGUGUGUCAGUGUGCGUGUGUGUGUGUGUUUAUGGGGGGGGGGGGGGUCUGCGGCCAGCCAGCAAAGAUGGGAGAUACACAUAGAGUGGCUUCAGAGGAAUAGAGAUGGGGGGGGGGGGCAUUAAUGGAUGCGUGACCACGGUGGGGAGGGGGGGCAUUGUUUGACAGAGGAAAUGCAGUGCAUCCUUUCAACCCCACCCUGUCCCUACACUUCUUUUGUCCUCUUUAGAGCAGGUUCUGCUAUUAGUGAGUAUUUAUCACCCCCCCCCCCAACAGUCUUGGGGGACUGAGACUGAUGUAGCCUGGCUGCGUGCUGGGGACCUUGGGGUCUGGGGACCUUGGGGUCUGGGGACUUUGGGGUCUAAACCCGGCUCACUCGUUCUUUGGUCUGACCUGCCGUUUUUUUAAAGCUUCGCCAGCCAUUGUCAGGUCACGGGUGACACUUCCUAUCUGCCAAAAAAAGCUAGCAGUUCUGCGGAUUGUGGCCCCCAUGGGAAAAGAGCCCAGGGCCGCGUUAGCGUGCGGUUCCCUCCUGGGCCUGGUGGGCCCCCCCCCCCCCCCCCCCCCCAAAGCGCGAUUGUCUCGGGCUCCCCAGCUGUGUGUGUGUCCUCAAACAACCCAUCACUCUGUUUUCAGCCCUGUGCUGAUGGUAGACGCGUGGGGCUAUUUUUCUCCCCAAAAUGUACGCGUCAGCUGUGACCUUCUGUUACCGGGUGGCAAUCGACUUCGCAGGGAAUGCGAGAGAAGCUGGAGUGAGGGACCAAGGGGAGCCCAGGGGGUAGAGAAUGACACGUUUCCGCACGGCGCGUGGACGUGCCCGGAAGCCCUCAUGUGGGCGACGGCAAGCAUGCCAGAAUCGCUCCAGAAAUAAAGCUGACUUGCUCUCCUUUGGCCUGUCCCACUGUUUUGCAUCCCACAAUGCACUGGGGGCUGACCACUGUUCAGAUUGCUACAAGUGCUUAUCAGUGGGCUUGAAAGCAGUUGGUGUCUCACCAGUGAGCUUGCCAGACCUUCAGGUUGCUGUCUCUAGCAUCUCACUGGUAUUUAAAGAAUGGACCCCUGUCAUGUGACUUCUUUCUUCAUGUACUCCUGUCACAUGACUUCUUUCUUCAAGGACCCCCCUUCUGUCACAUGACUUGUUCUUUGCUCAAUUAUACAUGAUUUUCAUAGCAGGAUACGUGGCCAGAAAUGGAUAAAAGCAUCCAAAAUACGUAACAUGAUACAGAAACAGACGGGUAAAAGAUAGGGAUUUGAAAAGAUGAAAGACGCAGGAAGGCCAAUUACAUAUAUAGAUGUGAAAGCAAUGAGUGUUUAUUAAUCUCUGACGUUGUUAGUGUUAAAAUGAGCGAUUUCGACUUUUGAACGACGACACCUCCAUGCACUUGUUUGAUGGAACACAGUGUCAAAGGACCAAAGAGAACGUUUUUCUCCUGUAACUUGCUCCAAUUAUUUUCAUUUAAAACCAUGAAUGUAAUGGGAUUUACUGCAUGACGGUCGUCUUUGUAUCGCUUUUAAUUGUGAAUUCACUUUUUAUCACUUUGCAAUAUGAAAUGCAAAUAUAUUUUUAUUGGGUCCAAAUGCCGCAGUGAAAUUGUAAAUAUAUAUAUUUUUGGUUGCUGUAUUCAGGAUGAAAUUGGCAAUAAAAAUGACAGCAAAUUAA
Messenger RNA from Brienomyrus brachyistius, 6989 nucleotides. Its product is annotated as hypermethylated in cancer 1 protein-like. Gene Ontology annotation, molecular function: RNA polymerase II cis-regulatory region sequence-specific DNA binding; protein binding; DNA-binding transcription factor activity, RNA polymerase II-specific. Bases 407 to 2629 code for a protein of 740 amino acids. Gene Ontology annotation, cellular component: nucleus. The transcript has 2 exons. Gene Ontology annotation, biological process: regulation of transcription by RNA polymerase II. Lineage: Eukaryota; Metazoa; Chordata; Actinopteri; Osteoglossiformes; Mormyridae. The record is from RefSeq and is a predicted model, not a curated record.